Messenger RNA from Rodentolepis nana, 1272 nucleotides. The record is from the annotation of a GenBank genome assembly. NCBI's taxonomy places the organism in Eukaryota, Metazoa, Platyhelminthes, Cestoda, Cyclophyllidea, Hymenolepididae.
UCUCGCCAUACUGCCAUUUUGGAUCGUGGUCAUGCUGAAUUCCAGUUUCUAUACACCAACACCACCGAUUCAGGCGAGAUCAUACCGGAGGACAAUGUGAUUACCGAAUCGCAGCUACCCGAAGAAUCAAUGAUCAUGAACUUGGCAGCAAUGGAGAACCAACUUGCCAUGAAUGGUAUGCCAAGACGUGAAGAUGAGGUUAAAUUCACAUCUCCACCUCAAUUCCUUCGCCCUCUCCUUCCACAAAUAAACCUGAAAGAGAAUGAACGAGCCAAGUUCGAGACUUUUGUGCAACCUGCCAACGAUCCAAGCCUAACUGUUGAAUGGUUUAAAAAUGGAGAACCACUGAAAACUGGUUGUCGUUUCACGGAGACCAUGGACCGUGGCUACGUCAUUCUUGACAUCCAUUACAUAUAUCCCGAAGACAGCGGUAAAUAUCAUUGUGUUGCCAAGAAUAACGCUGGAUCUACUCCUAGCAAUGUUGUUGACUUGACCUGCAAAGGCGGAGUGGGAAUUGUUACUGACUCCGUGCUCUCCGCUGAGUCUGUCCACUACCUUCAAAGUCUCGACGCACUUGACAGCUCAACUUCACAAGAUCAACGCUACACCGAGACAGAACAACAGCCAGCUGCUCCCACAUUUGAGCUGAAGCCAAAUAACACAACUGCAAUCGAAGGUUCUCCAUUGCGCCUGCUUGUCAAAGCUGGUGGUUACCCACCACCACGCGUGCAAUGGCUCAUCAAUGGUGACAUUCUGCCCUCAAGCGGUGGUGGAGGUGCUUGGCGUAUCUACAACGAUGGUGGUAUUAGUUACUUGGAAUUCAAUCGUUGCGGACCACCUGGCGAGUAUACAGUCACUGCUGUGGCAAAGAACAGCCUUGGGGAGGCUCAUGCCGAAUGCAGUCUUGUCAUUGAUCCUCAGCCUGAUUAUCGACCGGAUCUCAAACAUGUCGCUCCUGAAAAUCCAUUCAGACGCAUGGCCAGUCUAAAGCGUGUGGAGCGAACAGACGAAUUGAAGAACGCAUUUGAGAAGACCAAACCGAAGGUUCUUGAACUGUGCAAACUUGAACGAAGAAACAGUCAGAUUGAGGGUCUGAACGACACAGAACAGCUCUAUGCACAAGUUCAAGCUUCACUACGCUCAAAUCGUCGUUCGAUCUCUAGUGGUCCACCACGUGGUCUCCAGCAGUCGGCGCCACGCCCAGUGGAACAGCCACCGCCGGCACCACCUGCUGCCCCACCAGUUCAACAACCCGUUGUUAUGCAGCAUUAA